AUGGCCCAGAAAACACCCACAGCCAAUGAAAUGGAGGGCGUCCAAGAGGCUGUCCUCAAGAGCACUCAUCGGAAGCUCAUCUCAGGCUCCCACAUCCUGCACUAUCACAACGUCUUCGAUGCAUACGGCCACCUCUCGUGCCGGCACCCCUUCAAGCCAAACGUGUUCAUCAUGUCCCGAGAGGCCGCGCCGGGCACUAUUUCGUCGCCAGCAGACUUGAUCGAGUACUUUGUGUCAAACGCCGAGCCUGUGGUUGCAAACUCCGCCAACGGCUUUGCUGAGCGACACAUCCAUAGUGAGAUAUACAAGCAGUACCCAUCUACACAGGCUGUUCUGCAUUCGCAUGCUGAUUCUGUGAUACCUUACACCAUCAGUGGUGUGCCACUGCGUCCUUGUUAUCAUAUGGCCGGUUUCCUAGGAAAUUGGGUAAACGUUUUUGACAUUGCAUCAUCGUACCAAGCUACGGACAAAAAGGACAUGCUUGUUCGAAAUGAACAUCUGGGAGCUGCAUUGGCCAGGAACUUCGACUUUGGACAGGCAGUUGUCUUGAUGCGGGGACAUGGCUUUACCGCCGUGGCGGAGAACAUUGAGGAGUGUGUGCUGAGGGGGAUUUAUACUGCACGCAACGCAGCAAUACAGACUGCCGCGUUGACGACGCAGGCUGCGUAUGGAAGCCGAGAUGGCCCGCUUCAACCCAUCAAGUAUCUGAGCCCAGAGGAAGCAGAGGCUGCAAAAGAUAUGGCGAAGUGGUCGGCGCAGCGGCCCUGGAAGCUGUGGUUGAGAGAGGUGGAUACUUCCAAUUUAUAUGUGAAUGCUGCAUGA
Truncatella angustata is the source of this 822-nucleotide messenger RNA. RefSeq names its product class II aldolase and Adducin N-terminal domain-containing protein. The transcript is spliced from 2 exons. The coding region runs from base 1 to 822 and encodes 273 amino acids. The record is from RefSeq and is a predicted model, not a curated record. Gene Ontology annotation, cellular component: cytoskeleton. NCBI's taxonomy places the organism in Eukaryota, Fungi, Ascomycota, Sordariomycetes, Amphisphaeriales, Sporocadaceae. Gene Ontology annotation, molecular function: actin filament binding.